Messenger RNA from Cottoperca gobio, 375 nucleotides. RefSeq names its product dromaiocalcin-1-like. The record is from RefSeq and is a predicted model, not a curated record. Bases 1 to 375 code for a protein of 124 amino acids. NCBI's taxonomy places the organism in Eukaryota, Metazoa, Chordata, Actinopteri, Perciformes, Bovichtidae. The transcript has a single exon.
AUGUCAUCUUUCAAACUGCAAUUUUUCUGCUUCAAUCUGAUCGUGCCGCAGUUCAAGAAGACAUGGGAGCAGGCGAUGUUGUACUGCAGACACAAACACAAUGAACUCACAAGCCUGACCUCUGAGACCGAGCACCUUCUGGCCCUGAGCGAGAUCAAGCACAGCAACAUCACUGAGCGGGUGUGGAUCGGCCUGUGUUUCCUGGGGGACCGCUGGCUGUGGGUGAAUGGUGACACUCUGGAGUACAAGGCCUGGCCCAUAAGUGGAGAUCAGGACCACGAGUGUCCAAUGCAGAAACGCUGUGGAGCUUUAAGCAAAGAGGGAGUGUGGGAGAACUGGGAAUGUUGGGACGAACUUAACUUCAUCUGCUAUUAA